AGUACUAGAAGGAAAAAAGAAAAAAAAAAACAAACAAACGGAUUUACUCUUGUAUAAACAAUACCUGCUCCAACUCACCUGGACUCUCUGGCCUCUACCAAGAAAAAUGAAAUGCCCCUACUGCUCGGCGGCGCAACCGCGGAGCGCCACCACACUCUCCGGCCGAUUAAUCAGCGAGUGCACAUCAUGCGGCCGAGUCGUAGAAGAGCGCCAAACUCAAUCUCAUCAUCUCUUCCAUCUCCGCGCCCAAGACUACCCACUCAAUCUCGUCACUUCUGACCUUCCAAACGUCACCACCACUCCCCAGAACGACGUCGUCGAAGAAGACCCGUUCGAACAAACCGGCUUCAUCACUUCUUUCUCCACCUGGUCACUCGAACCCUACCCGAUUUUCACGCAGUCUACCACGUCUUUUUCGGGUCAUUUAGCUGAGCUGGAGCGGGUGCUCGAAGCGACGUCGUCUUCGAAUUCGAGCUUGUCGUCUGGGCCUUCUGUUGUGGUUGAUAAUUUAAGGGCGUAUUUGCAGAUAAUCGAUGUGGCUUCGAUAUUGAGAUUGGAUAGUGAUAUAUCGGAACACGCGUUUCAGUUGUUUAGGGAUUGUUCUUCGGCUACUUGUUUGCGGAAUCGCAGUGUCGAAGCUCUCGCUACUGCUGCUCUUGUUCAGGCCAUUCGCGAGGCGCAAGAACCUAGAACACUUCAGGAAAUCUCCAUUGCGGCUAAGCUACCUCAAAAGGAGAUUGGGAAAUAUAUCAAAAUACUGGGAGAAGCUCUACAACUAAGUCAGCCUAUUAACAGCAAUUCCAUAUCAGUCCAUAUGCCAAGGUUUUGUACACUCCUUCAACUCAACAAAUCUGCUCAGGAGCUGGCAACUCACAUUGGUGAAGUGGUGAUUAAUAAAUGUUUCUGCACUCGCCGGAAUCCUAUUAGCAUUUCAGCAGCUGCUAUAUAUUUGGCAUGCCAACUGGAAGACAAGCGCAAGACCCAGGCUGAGAUAUGUAAGGUGACAGGACUCACAGAAGUUACUCUGCGUAAAGUAUAUAAGGAGCUUCUGGAAAAUUGGGAUGAUCUUCUUCCCUCUAAUUAUACUCCUGCCGUCCCUCCAGAAAAAGCAUUUCCUACGGCUACAAUUUCCUCAGGUCGUACAACUCCUAGAUCUGAAUAUGUGGAAGGGAGCUCUUUGGACAAGGACAAGCAGCCUAAUGUUAAGCCAAUUGAUAUCUCGGAGGCAUUUCUUCAUAUCAGUGGCAAAGAGGACAUUGAAAGUAAAGAUAAUGCAUAUGGGAGUUACAGCCCUUCAUUGCAGCAGACACCAGCUUUCUGGAAGCUUCAAGUUCCAUCUGGGACUUGCCGAAAACCUGCCGAAGAGAAGAAUGAAAUUUUGACUCACGAGAUGGAUUGUGAUAAACCGUCCAAGUUGGAAAACUUAGAGAAAAAGGUAGUGUCUUCAUGGCAAAGCCAGUUUUCUUCAAACCCAGCAGUAAAUGCCAGUUCCAUGACCUUCCCAGUUCGGUCACCUGUACCAGCAGGGAAUACUCCGUCUCAGAGAGUUUUACAAAUUCCAAAGUUUAAUCCAGGUAUUUCAGAACUUGGAAUUUUAAAUGGAAAUGAAAUUAAAAAGGUCCACCAGAAUGGUAAUCCUUAAGACCAGUAUAUGCUUGUGUAGUAGAUGUUAGAUGUAUGCAUAAUUAAAUCAUCUGAACUUUACUUUUGGUUUAAACCAAGGCAUCGACUUUCGCUAAUAUUAUGCUCAUGAGUGGAAAAUGGGAUUCUUGCUGUAUUUGUACAGUGAUAGUCGUAGAUUAAUGUCAUGGAGAAUCAGUUAUUUGCUCUGUAUUUUAUUUUUCUUAUAUAGCAAGCACCCGUUUUUGUGCUUGGCUUUUCUGGCUA
Daucus carota subsp. sativus is the source of this 1887-nucleotide messenger RNA. Its product is annotated as plant-specific TFIIB-related protein 1. The record is from RefSeq and is a predicted model, not a curated record. Lineage: Eukaryota; Viridiplantae; Streptophyta; Magnoliopsida; Apiales; Apiaceae. Gene Ontology annotation, cellular component: transcription preinitiation complex; nucleus. The transcript has 3 exons. The coding region runs from base 107 to 1642 and encodes 511 amino acids. Gene Ontology annotation, biological process: DNA-templated transcription initiation; transcription preinitiation complex assembly. Gene Ontology annotation, molecular function: TBP-class protein binding.